CCAUACAAACCAUUGUUAUUACUAUAUAUUAAAUGUAUGAAUGAAUGCAUUAAAGUAUCGGUAAUAGUGUUGACCACUGUUUGGCACUACAUAUGACAGACAGAGAAGAGAAACAGUUAGAGGCAGUGGUCGACCACUUGAUAGCUCAGGUGACAGAUCUGAAGACAUCACUGCAACACCUGAUAAUGAGAGUCGAGUCAGAGUACGAGUCGAUAUCGUGGCCACAAUUGAUGGACUCGUUUGUAGCGCUGAGCGGACGCAUCAAUAACUUACAGAAACUGAUCAAAAACGACAAAAUGCCGACUCUUCGCAAUCGUGUCCUCUUUCCGAUGCUUCUAAACCCAGAUCUCGAUCCCGAGUUGGCCAAACUGACGGAAGGACGCGUACAAUCAUUUAAUCACGAUAUGGUUCCCGACUAUCUGCGGACAAAACCGGAGCCCGAAAUUGAGGCCAAAGAGAAUGCCAUCCUUUCUAAGGCUUUCAAUUUGAAUUCAGAUCAGAGCCACAAACAGAUUACUUCUGCUAAUAAAAUUGUGACGAAUAUCACUGAAAUGAUUAAAAACAAUCGCGAAGAGUGGGAAACUGAGACCAACCGACAAAAUCAGACACAGACUUGUCUAAUGACAGAUACGUCAACACUUCUCGCAGCCAUCACUUUCGGUAAAGGACUCAAAACAAUGAGUCCACCGAUCAAAGGACCGGCCAAUGCUGGCAUGUCAUCCGUACCACAAACACAACCAUCACAGCGACCUCCAGGCAAAGCACCCGCAACUAUCAAGACUAACAUCAAAGCGGCCAAUAAUGUACAUCCAUAUACUCGAUGACCACACUAUAACUAUGAACUUAUUUAAUGAUUUUUUAUGUUAAUUCAUAAAUAAAAUAAUUUUAUUUAUA
This is a messenger RNA of Oppia nitens, 894 nucleotides long. It is a transcript of the gene MED8, whose product is annotated as mediator of RNA polymerase II transcription subunit 8-B-like. The record is from RefSeq and is a predicted model, not a curated record. Gene Ontology annotation, biological process: regulation of transcription by RNA polymerase II. Lineage: Eukaryota; Metazoa; Arthropoda; Arachnida; Sarcoptiformes; Oppiidae. Gene Ontology annotation, cellular component: mediator complex; core mediator complex. The transcript has a single exon. The coding region runs from base 93 to 824 and encodes 243 amino acids. Gene Ontology annotation, molecular function: transcription coregulator activity; RNA polymerase II cis-regulatory region sequence-specific DNA binding.